AUGUCUGAAUCAGACAGAACUCUGAGCGACUGCACUGGGGCCAGAAUCUCCGGCUGCUGGGCUCUCAGAUCUGACUCCAGUGGGAGUGGGGAGGACUCGUUGGACCGGCUCCUGCCUCCAGCCGGGGCCCCUCGCAGAAAGAGCACAACUUCUAUGAGUAAAACAGAGCCUCCACUGCUGCGCACUGGCACUCGCACCAUCUACACUGCCGGCCGCCCCCCCUGGUACAACGAGCACGGCACACAGCCCAAGGAGGCCUUUGUCAUCGGGCUGUGCGGGGGCAGCGCCUCAGGGAAAACCACUGUGGCCAAUAAGAUCAUCGAGGCUCUAGACGUGCCUUGGGUAGUGCUGCUGUCCAUGGACUCCUUCUACAAGGUUUUAUCGCCAGAGGAGCAGGUCCUAGCAGCGAGCAACGACUACAACUUUGACCAUCCAGCGGCCUUUGACUUUGAGCUGUUGGUGGCCACGCUGCGGAAACUCAAACAGGGUAAAAACGUGAAGAUUCCUGUGUAUGACUUCACGACACACGGCAGACAUAAAGACUGGAAAAACGUCUACGGCGCCAGCGUGAUCAUAUUUGAGGGUAUUAUGUCGUUUGCAGACAAGCAGCUGCUUCAGCUUUUGGAUAUGAAAAUCUUUGUUGACACCGACUCGGACAUCCGAUUGGUCCGCCGGUUACGGAGAGACAUAACAGAGAGGGGGCGGGACAUCGAGGGCGUGAUCAAGCAGUACAACAAGUUUGUCAAGCCUGCAUUCGACCAGUACAUUGAACCGGCGAUGAGGCUGGCUGAUAUAGUAGUGCCCAGAGGUGGUGGGAACAUGGUGGCCAUUGAUCUCAUUGUGCAGCACGUACACAGCCAGCUGGAGAAGCGUGAGCUCAACGUCAGGGCGCUCCUGGCCUCAGUGCAGCAGACACAUCCUCUACCUCAGACUCUCUGUGUGCUGGAGAGUACCCCGCAGGUCAAAGGCUUACACACCAUUAUCAGAAACAAAGAAACAAGUCGAGAUGAGUUCAUCUUCUACUCCAAGAGGCUCAUGCGGCUGCUCAUUGAACGGGCUUUAACUUAUCUUCCCUCUCAGACUCCGCAGGGACAGCAAUAUGAAGGUCGUCGCUUCAACGGGAAGGGGAUCACCGGAGUGUCCAUUCUUCGAGCGGGUGAGACCAUGGAGCCGGCGCUCAGGGCCGUGUGCAAGGACGUCCGCAUAGGCAAAAUCCUCAUCCAAACCAACAUGGACUCAGGAGAACCAGAGCUGCAUUACCUGCGUCUGCCCAAAGACAUCAGCGAGGACCACGUCAUCCUCAUGGACAGCACCGUGUCCACGGGAGCGGCGGCCAUGAUGGCGGUCAGAGUCCUGCUGGACCACGAGGUGCAGGAGGACCGUAUUGUGUUAGUGUCCCUCCUCAUGGCAGAGCUGGGGGUCCAUUCUGUGGCCUACGCUUUCCCUAAAGUGAAAAUCAUCACCUCCGCUGUGGACAAGAGCCUGGACGACUCCUUACACGUCAUCCCAGGCAUAGGGGACUUUGGAGACCGCUACUUUGGGACAGACGCAUCGGACGACUGGAGCGAGGAGGAAGAUCAGGAGCCAAGCUGUUAG
This is a messenger RNA of Knipowitschia caucasica, 1596 nucleotides long. The record is from the annotation of a GenBank genome assembly. NCBI's taxonomy places the organism in Eukaryota, Metazoa, Chordata, Actinopteri, Gobiiformes, Gobiidae.